Messenger RNA from Peronospora farinosa, 999 nucleotides. The record is from the annotation of a GenBank genome assembly. Lineage: Eukaryota; Oomycota; Peronosporomycetes; Peronosporales; Peronosporaceae.
AUGUCGACCGGAGGUAAAAAGCGGCCGCGCGCCGACCUCUUGUCGUCGUUGGACGCGGCGUUUGCGUCUACUGCGCAAUCAGUAGCUUCCAAGUAUACGGUGCAAGCUGCUGAGCAAGCUUUGUCGAAGGAAAAUAAGCAACAGGCCUACCAGCAAUCGAAACGGAAGCGCAAAGACAAAAAGCGCAACGACAAAGGAGAAAAUGGACGAAUCAAUGGCAAAAACGCCAAUGAACGGGCAGGAAAAGAGAAUGAAAGAAAGGCAACGAUGAUGGACUCAGUGUAUGAGAAGAUGAAUGUGGACCUGCUGGCUCUUGGGCUCAAAGACUGUUCUCUGCAAUCUCAAAUCCUGACAUUGACGAAUCCACGAACAUUGCAUCAAACGUUGAAGAAUUAUCUGGAGUUUGUGACGAAGGGCACGAGAGCAGGCUCAAAUGUUGCUGGUAGUCUUAAAAAUAAGGUUCUGUCCUUGGAUAACCCAUUCAAGACGACAGCUGCAGAAACCACAGGAAAAAUGAUUGCAUCCGCUAGCAGAAAACAGACUGCAAAGUUGAUGGGUGCCCGUCGACGGAGAGAACUUGGCUUGCACUUGCUAAGGGGCAAGAUGAAGUAUAGUGACGCCAUGCAACUCAACGAUAUCUGGACCCGGUAUGUCAGCCAAGUGAUUGAGAGCGAACUUUGCGAAGUUCAGCAUGUUACGGAAGAGGCGCAGCGUACGCGUAACGCGAAACUCCACUCUAAACUCAAGUAUAUGGAUUUGUCUGGGUGUCCACUUGAAGUGAUUCAAUCAAGAAAUCCAUGCAAUGUUGGCCAUAGUGGCAUCGUCGUUGCAGAGACCCAGCAAACCUUGCAGAUCUGUUGUCUUGCAUCUUUGGGCGAUGAUAGCAGCAACGGUAUCAUCCGAACUUUUGUCAAGUCGGACUCGUGCUUUAAGGUUCGUAUAAGCUCAGCAAGAAACUUGUUCCUCGACGGCGCCUGGUUUGCCGAGCGUGCACAAUAG